GCCAGCUUGCUGUAGUACGCCCUCCUCCCCGCCCUGCCUCGCGUUCCUCUUCCCUGUUGUUGGAGGAGGAUGGACUGACGGCUGGAGAUACUCUAUUGUGGGGGAUACGCGCUGCAAAAAACGAACCCAGCUAACGCGACGAUACAUUUCGCACCCGACCUUUCUUUGUUCCAGACUGUAACAGUGUCAGGUCGAGAGUCAUGAAGUCCUCAAACAGUCGCCCCUCCAGAGUGGGCAGAAACCCCUUCGUCCACGAGCUGAAAUUCACCAUGAGAGAGAAAGUAAAGAUUGGGCUCAUGUCUGUUACAGUGUUCCCCGUGCGUUUGCUGCUGGUGUCCUUCCUCAUGCUGCUUGCAUGGCCCUUCGCCUUCGCAGCUUCACUGGGACGCUCUGAAUUUGUCAUUGAACCGCAGUCAUGGUGGAGGAGGUGUAUAGAUGUGUGCCUGCGUGUCAUCAUGAGAGCUAUGUGGUUUUGCGGGGGGUUUCAUUGGAUCAAAGUAAAAGGGCAACAGGCGACGCCCUCUGAAGCUCCCAUUCUCACUGUGGCACCUCACUCCUCUUACUUUGAUGCCAUCCCUGUCACCAUGACCAUGUGCUCCAUAGUCACAAAGCUGGAGAGCAGGAGCAUCCCCGUCUGGGGCACUUUGAUCAGCUACAUCAGGCCAGUCUUUGUGUUUCGGUCUGACCAGGACUCAAGAAGAAAAACUGUUGAAGAAAUUAAGAGGAGAGCCCAAUCUGGAGGCGAGUGGCCUCAGAUCAUGAUCUUCCCAGAGGGGACCUGCACCAACAGGUCGGGUCUCAUCUUGUUCAAAGCUGGUGCUUUCAUACCAGGACUCCCAGUGCAGCCUGUAGUUCUACGAUACCCUAACAAACUGGACACUGUUUCAUGGACAUGGCGAGGCCCUGGAGCGUUCAAGAUCCUCUGGCUCACUUUGUGCCAACCUCAUAAUCCCAUGGAAAUAGAAUACCUGCCUAUUUACACGCCAUCAGAGGAAGAGAAGGAAAACACUUCCCUGUUCGCCAACAAUGUCAGAAAGGUCAUGGCCGAAGCGCUGGGGCUGCCACUUACAGGCCUGUCCUUUGAUGACCGGGACAUCAGCCUAUCACAGGGCCCCCUGCAAAUAUAUAACCUCUGCAGCCUGCUUGAGUUCAAUCUGCUGGUGUGUCGUUUGGGCCUGAGAGCCAAAGCUAGUUAUAAAUCACUGGAGGAGCAGGCCAGUAGAGCCAGAAAGCUGCAGGGAGACAGGCUGGGUUUGGAGGACUUUGCCCAAUUUGUCAAUCUGACAGUUACAGAAUCGCUCACACAAGUCCACAGCCUCUUCGACAAGCAUGGAGAUGGACUGAUUGACAUGAGACACUACAUUAUUGCUCUGUCAACCAUAUAUCAACCAUCAAAGUCGAUGGAGACGCUGAAAUUAGCCUUCAGGAUGUAUGAGAGCGAAGAGAACGGGGAAGUGCUAGAAGAAGAUUUGGCCUCCAUCUUGGAAAUAAUGUUAGGAGUUGAAGAUGUGGAGCUUUCAGGUUUCUUUUUAUCACUUGAUGGAACGGAUACAGGAAAGAUCACAUAUGGUGAACUUCGUCAUUUUAUAGAGCAGCAUCGGUACUUUGUCCAGGAUUUCCUUGAUUUUAAAAACCAUCCACGCCAUCUUUGCUUCGGUAGACCUGAGAGCUGCAACGGCGAGAACCACAACAAAGACGUCUGAAGAAUGCACACAGACAAUCCAGUGACUUUCUCAGCCCAACAGAUCCUCCAAUGCACGUUGCCUACUACCUCUGUUGCCUUCAACUGCAAGUGGAGAGGAAGGAGGAAACAGCGAUGAAAAACCUCUAAGGAUAGGGAUGGGAUAAGUGUAGCCCCGACUUCUUUUGAGUAUUUCCUACCUUCUUCUAUUCUUACCCAUCUAUAAAAAACUCUAUUUUGCCUUAUUUAUUUAUGUUUUAUUCCACCUAUUAAGACAAGAUAUUUAAGAGAUAAUCUAUUAAAAGGAAGCAGUUAGCGUUUUUAUUGAGUUUGUGUCUAAAGUAAGUAGUGUUGUUUGUCGCACAAAGACUUUAUAGCACAUUGCCCUAUCCUGCUGCUCUGUUCAAAUAAUAUACUUAGAUACAUAAAACUUUAUAUAUAUAUAUAUUAAGAAGGAUGAAGAUGCUGGAUAUGAUCAAACUAAACUGUGAAACAAAUACUAGGUAAAGCACCAAAAAGCCAUUGCAUCCAAAGAAAUUAUUUCUUCAAGCAGCCAUGAAUAUCUAAACCACCAACUCUUGGACCGGUGAAGAGUUCUGUUUUGAUUGUGGACUAAAGACUAAACAAAAUACAAUGUUUUUCCUUGUUAUUUUUAAUAUGAUAAAAUGUAAUGUUUUAGUUCUUUUCCAAAACUAUUUUUCGGUCAUCUUUAGGGAAAGUCAUAAAAUAUUCUGACUUUGAGAAAUGAAUUAUAAGUAAAAGGAAAUCAAUGAAGAUUUUUUAGCCUUUGGCAUAAAUCCUACUUUUAGAUAUUCCACAUCUUCAGGUUUCUAUGUCUGUGACUUUUUCAUGCAGGUGAAAACAUUGAUAUCAGGUGAUUUACACUGAACUUACAUAUUUUGUAUGGCUAUAAAGUUCAUGUAAUGUUUUAUUUCUUAACAAAAUGCAGAGUUGAAAGGUCCUUGCUUGUGACAUUUUUUUUCCUUGUGCUGUCACCUGCUGUCUUUGUCCACUAGGUGGAGCUCUGCUUUUACAUAUUCUAUUCUAUUUUCUAGACAUGACUUUGUGAGUGCCUCAUUAUCACUUUCAGUACUUGUAUGAAUCAAGUCAAAGGUUUUCAAAAUAAAAGCCCUGUUUUUUAAGCGUUA
Notolabrus celidotus (New Zealand spotty) is the source of this 2829-nucleotide messenger RNA. It is a transcript of the gene lpcat1, whose product is annotated as lysophosphatidylcholine acyltransferase 1. The coding region runs from base 201 to 1703 and encodes 500 amino acids. The record is from RefSeq and is a predicted model, not a curated record. The transcript is spliced from 14 exons. Lineage: Eukaryota; Metazoa; Chordata; Actinopteri; Labriformes; Labridae.